This is a messenger RNA of Salvia splendens (bonfire salvia), 2108 nucleotides long. Its product is annotated as probable sugar phosphate/phosphate translocator At1g06470. The transcript is spliced from 12 exons. The record is from RefSeq and is a predicted model, not a curated record. Lineage: Eukaryota; Viridiplantae; Streptophyta; Magnoliopsida; Lamiales; Lamiaceae. The coding region runs from base 483 to 1736 and encodes 417 amino acids.
AAGAAUUGAUGUCUUCGGUAAAUUUCCUUCUCUCUUCUAAUUACUACUACUAAUUUACCUUCGAAUAACGCAAUUUUCCGUUUCGCAUCGAUCACCGUUUCUGUAAUUAUCUUAUACAGAAUUUACAUUUUCCACGUAAUAUAGGUUUGAGAUCAAAUGAGCUGAGAUUUCUGUGGGCAAGCAAGUUGGAGCUGGUUCGAUUUGGGGCUUUCCUUUUAGUCUUUGUUUUUCUUAAAAUUUAAUCAUCAAAAGUAUCUUCCAGUGGAUACUUAUUUGCAUGCCAGCAAAUAGAAUUCAGUGAAAGAAUUGAUAAAAAGUUUUCUGAGGAAAGUGGAGGUGACAGUUUGAGGCAUAAAGGUUGGUGUGAAUAAUCACAUGCUCAGCUCAAUUAGAUGAGGAUGUAUCUUAAUAAGAGAUUGGUUUCGGGUUUCCCAUGGUUCCUCAACAUGCUAGAAAUUCUGUGAAAGUAACUUCAAACAAGAAUGGAGCUUGGUGAUGUUCAUAAUCGAUCUCCCAGCGGUGGUGAUGGACACAAUAGGUCGCCCUUUGGUAGCGAUUUAAACGAUAUUGAAAAUGGUCACACGGUCAAUAGAAGACUACAUACAAAUAAUGACAGCAGUCUAAAUCACGUGGACUACCAUAGCCUGUCAAAGAGAGAUACAGAGAACCCGGUUUCUGUUUCUGAUGUGGUGAAAACUUUGUUUCUAAUACUGGCCUGGUACGCAAUCAGUACAUUCUUGACACUGUACAAUAAGACGUUAUUAGGGGAUGAUUUGGGGAAAUUCCCUGCGCCACUGUUGAUGAACACCAUUCACUUUGUCAUGCAAGCGGCUCUCUCAACAGCCAUUACGUGGUAUUGGCCUGAAAUGUUUCACUCCUCUGUUAUGUCUUGGAGUGAUUAUUUUGCAAGAGUUGUACCAACAGCCCUCAGCACCGCAAUGGAUGUUAAUCUGAGCAAUGCAUCCCUGGUUUUCAUUUCCGUCACAUUUUCCACUAUGUGUAAAUCAGCAUCGCCAAUAUUUCUCCUUGUUUUUGCCUUUGCAUUCAGAUUGGAAUCUCCAAGCGUGAAGCUGUUUGGCAUAAUGUUUGUCAUUUCUGCCGGGAUACUAUUAACAGUUGCUAAGGAGACAGAAUUUGAUUUUUGGGGUUUCAUAUUUGUGAUGCUUGCUGCUGUCAUGUCAGGGUUCCGAUGGACAAUGACACAGAUUCUUCUCCAGAAAGAAUCAUAUGGCCUUAAAAAUCCUCUUACCUUGAUGAGCUACGUGACACCAAUUAUGGCAAUUGGAACUGGUCUGCUUUCUCUAUUGCUGGAUCCUUGGAAAGAUUUCAGAGAGAGCAAUUACUUUAACAGCUCGUGGAAUAUUGUCAUAAGUUGUUUGCUGAUGCUGUUCGGCGGAACACUGGCUUUUUUCAUGGUAUUGACUGAAUAUAUUCUCAUCUCAGUGACUAGUGCAGUAACAGUGACAGUAGCAGGGGUUGUGAAGGAAGCUGUGACUAUUUUGGUGGCUGUGUUCUAUUUUCAUGAUGAAUUCACAUGGUUGAAAGGGUAUGGCCUCACAACAAUCAUGUUUGGUGUCAGCUUAUUCAACUGGUACAAAUACCAGAAGUUGCACAAGAGCAAGAGGCAUGGCGGUUCGCCAACAGAUGGUUCGACAUCCAAGUAUACUAUCAUCGAGGACGUGGAUGAAGAAGAAAGCAGCCCGCUUACAAGCCCAAGUUCACAUUCUGACGAAUAAAUUCACGACUAAGCUAGUGAGUUCUCAUCCGCAUAUCUAAAUCAGAAGCUGGCAAUUCCGUCUGGUGACAGAGGUACUAGGAAAUGUGGCAUCAUUUUGAUUGCUGAGUUGAGUGAGCAUGUUUCGAUACCUAGGGAUCAUGUUUAGAUGCUCUGCGUUGCUCUUUGUGUUUAGAAGCUGCUAACUAGUUUUGGCAACAUGGAUAGCUGGUGACGUUGUUGAAAGGUUGGAUGAAACAAUGUGUGCACAACGUUGUACAGAAUUUUGUACUGAAAAGUGAAAGGAUCACUUUUCUUCUCAUGGAGAUUUUUUUUUGCAAUGUGGUCAGCAAAAAGCACACUUUUCAUCUUUUAUUAUACUGAUUGAAGAAAA